UUGACUUUCAUUUUUCAGAGUUGAUACAUGUACAUGUAUAUUGACGUGAUGGCGAACGGCUCAAUCUUGUACCCAUUGCUCGUCGCUUGUCUCCUCGUCAGCUCGUCCUUUCAAUCUUUACAUCGACACGAUGGAGAUUCGGCGAUGUCAUCCAUAACACUGGACAUGGACAAAUCUUUCCGUGCAUGCGAUCAGAACCUUGAACUGAAAAGAGCUUUUUGCAGCUAUAGAGGCCUGAACACGGUUCCCCAGAAUCUUUCUGAGGAUAUCGAGUUGCUUAGGUUGUCUUCGAACAAUAUUACCAAACUCUUGAACUCUUCGUUUGAAGUAUACCCUCUAAUUAACUCCUUGGACAUUUCCCAUAACGAUAUAAGAGUGAUAGAAGUCGCCGCUUUUUAUCCCCUCAAGGGCUUAAUGUACCUGGAUCUAUCCUAUAACCGGCGUCUUGUGUUUCCAACAACAGGCGUCUUCGUGAUGUCUCCACAGCUUUCCAUUCUCGAUUUAAGAUAUUCAAACUUGAAGUCGCUCCCAAAUGACACUCUAGAAUGGAUUCCAUAUCUAAAUUAUGCAGAUCUGUCCUACAACCGGCUCUCCUUCAUCAAUGUAAGUUCUUGUGGCAUGGUCGGCACUGUAGACAUGACUGGAAAUCAACUACGACACCUUACGGCGAGAGAUUUUACCUUUGGGUGCCACACUGAUACUCUAAAUCUUGCAUACAACUAUAUCCAAUCUGUAGACCCUGAUGUGAUCGCAUCACUACAUGUUCGCUCUUUGGUGCUGCGUGGCUUCCCUUUGAGUUACGAGGUGUUAGCGAAAAUCAUACUCGGAAUCUCAAAAUCAGACAUCGAACAGCUUACAAUCAUCUAUUCUUCUGUUGGUGCAUUUCCUAAAGGUUUCUUUGAUCCACUGCGCGAUUCUUCUCUCUCUGUUCUGGACUUCAACAGGAACGAACUGAAAAACCUCUAUCCUUUAGUCUUCUCAAAUUUGACAAAACUCAAACAAUUCAGUUUUAGUUUUAACGAACUCCCCAUAGGCGAAAUUCAACCAGACUUUUUCGAGGGCAUGAAUGCAUUAAAGGUACUUGCAAUCAACAACAACCGAGUAAGACAAAUAAAUCCUAACAAUCAGACUUGGACAGUGGACUUAUCGGAGUUUAACUUAUCCGGUAAUCUGUUUACAAAAAUAUCUGCAGCUGUAUUUCGCGGUUUAGGAAAUUUAACUUUCUUAGACAUGAGCUCGAACAUACACCUUUAUUCCUUUGAGCUGACGGCCUUUUCGGGACUUGACAAUAUUCAAACCAUUUAUUUGAACGGAAGUAAUAUACUUGUCAUGGAAUUAUACGCCCCAUUAUUAAGAUCACUUUCCCUAAACUCUCUUGGUUCAGGCCUUCAUAGUUUUCGACCAGGAAUAUUGUUUCAAUAUUUGCAAUCCCUUCAUAAUUUAGACAUGAUAGCCUCUAAGCUUGUCCUGUAUGACAUAUUGAAUGCAACUGCUAACGCGUCUCUUUUCGAUGGAUUAUUUAAUCUUAAACAUUUGGACUUGAGUUCUAACUAUUUCCCGAUUUUACAGUCAGGGAUAUUCCAGCAACUCUCUGUUGCACAAGAGCUAAAUCUAGACUACUGCAAAAUUACAAAUCUACAUCCUUUUGUUUUCUCUGGGUUGGAAUCGCUUCAGAAGUUGAGUUUGAACGGAAACAACAUACAGCAUAUUCAUGAUGAUGUAUUAUCGGGGUUGGGUCAAAUAAAAAGUAUCAGCUUUGAUGGAAACCGUAUCAAUUUCUUGGAGGAGCUAAUGUUCUCAAAUAACUGGAAACUCACAAAUCUUUCUUUGGCCAACAACAGAUUAACGCGCCUUAGUCAAAGUACUUUCAAGCCGAUAUUUUCCUCCAUUUUAUCACUUAAUCUAUCAAUGAACCCAAUUGAUUGUAACUGUGAUCUACAGUGGCUAAUUGAUUGGUUAAAUGAACCUAUACACCUGGAAAACAAGGACCAAACUAUCUGUUCGUCAGCAUCUCUGGAGGCUCUUCGUGAGAAACCCCUGCUUGAUUUUGAUCCAAAUAAACUCUGUAUAAUGAAAUAUGGUAUAUUCUCUCUGAUUCCCCUCGCUUCCAUUAGCUUGGUUGUUAUCAGCGUGCUGGUGUAUCACUACCGAUGGCAGUUGAGGUACAAACUAUUUCUUUUGAAACUGGCCGUACUGGGCUAUACAGAGAUGCGAGACGCUCGAGACCACCAUGACUACGAGUUUGAUGUGAACAUCAUUUUCUACGACGAUGACGAAGAAUGGAUUCGCGGACAGCUCCGACCGGCUUUCGAAGAACGGCUUCCACAGUUUCAGAGAAACGUCUUUGGUGACGGAGACCUUGUGUUAGGUAUGCAUUACUUAGAUUCCGUCGAUUACGUGGUGAGCCAUAGUUACAAGACCAUUAUAGUGCUUAGCAGAGCUGCUGUGCACGACCACUGGUUCAUACUCAAGUUCCGUACGGCCAUGGACCACGUGAGUGACACUCUGACGGAAUUCGUAGUCGUGGUUUUCCUCGAAGACAUCCCAGAUGAUGAAAUGCCAUUUUUGGCGAAGUUGUAUCUCAGUGAUGGCAGACCCUACAUCUACUGGACUGAGAACUUGAGAGGACAAGAAUAUUUCUGGGCUGAAUUUACCAAAAAGCUGACCAUUAAUCUAAGGACAAAUGAUUUGCUCCCAAACGAGUAGGCCAUCACAAUCCUAAGGCCCGCAUCCGGACACCUACGCCCUGGACAUCUCACCCCCAGAUAACCACCCCCAGUCCACUACCU
Strongylocentrotus purpuratus (purple sea urchin) is the source of this 2789-nucleotide messenger RNA. RefSeq names its product toll-like receptor 3. Gene Ontology annotation, cellular component: membrane. NCBI's taxonomy places the organism in Eukaryota, Metazoa, Echinodermata, Echinoidea, Camarodonta, Strongylocentrotidae. The record is from RefSeq and is a predicted model, not a curated record. The transcript has a single exon. Gene Ontology annotation, molecular function: protein binding; transmembrane signaling receptor activity. Gene Ontology annotation, biological process: toll-like receptor signaling pathway; immune response. The coding region runs from base 28 to 2706 and encodes 892 amino acids.